CUCUGGCGGCACUGCGCGCGACCCCAGUGCUUCGAUCCUCAGCGGAAAUGACGCACGACGGCCUCUUCUCCUCCACUCAGCUGCUGCUAGCUGGCUGCUAGAGGGACUGUCGACAAAUCGACAAAUCCCGUCAAAAACUAACAUAUCUGGAUUUUGUUGCUUUUAUUUUGCCGCUGGAGUGCGUUUGUCACCCGACAUCAUGCCCAUGUACAAGAACGGGGAGGUGGAUCCUGCUCUGAAGGCGCUGGAGGAGCGACAGGAUGAGGUCCUGAGAAGACUGUAUGAGCUAAAGGCAACGGUCGACGGGCUGGCCAAGACCGUGACCACUCCUGACGCAGACCUGGACGCCAGCACACUGUCACGCGGACCGACUGAGUCUGUGUUCAGAGGAACGGCAGAUCUAGACUCCUUACUGGGCAAGGACCUGGGUGCGCUGAGAGACAUCGUGAUCAGUGCCAACCCCGCCCAUCCUCCUCUGUCCCUGCUGGUUCUUCAUGCUCUGCUGUGCCAGCGCUACCAGGUGCUCUCCAGUGUGCAUGUGCACUCCUCUGUGAGCGCUGUGCCCCCUCCGCUGCUGUCCUGCCUGGGCCCGCGGCACAUUGACAGCUACGCCCGCCAGCGCUUUCAGCUCGGCUUCACUCUCAUAUGGAAAGAUGGUGAGAGGGUAAAAAGAGAGCAGCACUAGGGUUUAUCAGAAUGCGUUUUGCUGGAGGGCCGCUGUAUCUUGUGCAUUCAAGGAACCGUGGUUCUCUUGUAUGAGCAGAGUGAAACUGAUCUGCUUAACGCUCCUCUAGAGGAUGUUAGUGUAAGACUCAACUAGGAA
Messenger RNA from Sinocyclocheilus grahami, 823 nucleotides. RefSeq names its product aminoacyl tRNA synthetase complex interacting multifunctional protein 2 (gene aimp2). The record is from RefSeq and is a predicted model, not a curated record. Gene Ontology annotation, cellular component: aminoacyl-tRNA synthetase multienzyme complex. Lineage: Eukaryota; Metazoa; Chordata; Actinopteri; Cypriniformes; Cyprinidae. The coding region runs from base 200 to 685 and encodes 161 amino acids. The transcript is spliced from 3 exons.